GUUUCGCAUUAGCUCCAGCUGCUGGGGGCUGGGGGGGGGGUUUGCGGCUGGCCGAGGGGCUCCAGUCAAGGGUAGAAGCCGGGGUAAGGAGACCACCGGACCGGACUAACAGCCGCCUUGCCGCUCACCUGGAGAAAGGCGGAACGCCCACGAUACCCGGCUCAGGAGCGCGCAGGGCCCCCGGUCCGCGCGUUCUUUGCGCGCUCCGGCUCUACGAUCCAGAAACUCCGAAAAAGGAAAAAAGGAGGGAGCGAUCCCACCCAGCAGGAAGGAGGGAAAACUUUUUUGGGGCGGGGGGGGGAGCAGAAGGAAUUGCAAUUCGGAUCAGCCGGAGGUGAGUUCAGAAGAAGGUUGAGCCCAGGCAGGCAGCGUCGAGGAGCAGAAAAGACCUCGCUGGCUUCCUCUUCAGAGCAGGAAAGGGAUGACUUCAAGAGACAGCUGCACAACAACAGUGACCGAGACUUCAGGACACAUGUGGGGAAAGUACCGUGAACUUUGAGGAGAUGCUGGACUCUGAAGGAAGGGACGUGAUGGAGGCGCAACAGGAGAGCAAGCAGAAAGAAGGAGACGAGACCCCUGCCCUGGCGAGCAACCUGCAGCAACAAAGUCCAGCUGCUGCUGGCAAUCAAUCCCCUCGCCCUUCUGACCGGGCUGAAAGCUUGAAUCUUCUCCGCAGUCAAUCCACCAACAGGAGCUACAACCGGGCGAAGAGGCAUUCGGCAAAGUGGGGGGCCGAAAUGAGCCCCUCCCGUCUUUCCAUGUCUUGGAGCAGCACGAGGAGGAAAGGCCUAAAGGAGCUUCUCCUGCAGACCAGUCAGGCCAGCCCUACCUGGCUUACCCCUUCCCCCAAAGACUCCAUCCCGAUCGAUAGCCAACAGGUAGAGGAUAAUUUCUCAGAGGUGGCUUCUGAAGAGCUGUGCUUAGCUCUGGACCCCUUGGAGCACGAAUGGAUGUUGACGGUGGCUCAAGGAGACCCGGAAAGCAUCCUUGACCUGUUAGCCAAGGAGCCCAGCUUGCUUUCCAGGAGAGAUUUUGUGACUGGUUUUACCGUCCUCCAUUGGCUGGCCAAACACGGCCGUCACGAAGCCUUGAUCCAGGUGAUGACUUUCGCAGAGAGGAAUGGCUACCCAAUCAAUGUUAAUGUACCCACGGCCAGCGGGAGACUGACUCCACUGCACCUGGCUGCUCUUCAGGGUCACGUGAUGACCCUCAAAAUCCUGGUAGGAGCCUUUGGGGCCAACACCAGCCUCAGAGACCACAAUGGCCGCAAAGCCUGGCAGUACCUCCACGCCAGCGCUCCCAGAGAGUUGAAGGAACUCCUGGGGGCAACUGAAGAAGACUUGGCCGUCCCAGGAGCGGGAAACACCAACAACAACUGUGCUCCUUCAAGAUGGAGUUGGAUCGGGGCCUUUCGAGCGGAAGGCCACAAUGCUGAGACUGCAAGGCCAGGCCAGAGGGCCAGUCCCACGGGGUCUUAUUUGAGGAACAUCUUCAGGCAAGCCGCUGCGUUCUUUCAAGAUCAUUAGAGAUCUCCCGGGUGGGAUCAUGGUGUUUGGGCUCCUGGCUUGGACUGAUCCUCACGGCCGCCAUUAGAGACACAACGGUUUAAGAAGGUGGAGGAAGCCGUAGGGUGGUUGAUGAAAUGCUCAGAUUAUCUCCCGAGUUUUAGCAAACCUACUUAUACUUUAGUCUCCGGGAUAAGAACUCUUUUUUGGCUCAAGGAAGUGGAUACGGGGAGGAAGACCCUGGCAUUUGUUCUCUAAAGCAGAGGUCUGCAAUCUUGAGAUCUUUAAGACUUGUGGACUUCAGCUCCCAGAAUUCCUCAGCCAGCAUAGCUGGGAGCUGAAGUCCACAAGUCUUAAAGUUGUCCAGGUUGCAGACCCCUGCCCUAAAGGGCUGUGAAUAUAUGAUGUGCAAAGAAAUUGAAUUCUGCAUCUGGAAAAAUUCUCACCUUGUCCUGGGAGAAUGCAGGAGAUUACAUUACGCAAAGAUAUGUGCAUAUCUUUGCAUAAUGUACUCGGAUUAUGCUAGGCCGAAGGAGUAGCAAAGAACUUUAUUGAGAGUGGACAGCCCCACCUUUGGUGAUUGAAAAACCUCUAAAUCACUUGCUUCUGACAGCUCAACAAUACAAUUUGGCAAGCUUUUUAAAAUCCGAGUUGCAACACUUAAGGAAGCAGAAUAUAACACCGGCUGCCAGUUCUUUCAGCAGGAUGGGGUGGAAAAAGAGUCAGAAAUAAUAUGUCUUUGAAAACCAGAUUUUGUCAGUCUUACCCACCGUGCAAUUCAGGGCUGAGCUAAGUUCAGCCGUGCAUUUUACUUUACGAGAAUACUGAAGGCUUAGAGUUGUCUAUACAGAUUUUGGAUUUUAAGAUAAGAAGAUAAAGAGUUGGAAUGCUCCACAAACGCAUGUUUUUUGGGUGUGCUUUGCCUGUCCUGCGUUUCGAAAGAACGUUAAGGAAGCGCGCUUAAGUUAGACCAAGCCCUUCCUGUUAAUGUGGCAAACUUUGCAAAAAUUUCAGCAGCAAGCCUCUAGGAGAGGGAUCGCCAAACGUGGCAACUUUAAGACUUGUGGACUUCAACUCCCAGAAUUCCUCAGCCAGCAUGGCUGGCUGGGGAAUUCUGGGAGUCGAAGUCCGCCAAUCUUAAAAGUGGCGAUACCCCUGCUCUAGGAUACUGUUUGAUAGUUGCCUUGUUUGAUCAGUCAUUUUUUUUGUUUUGUUUUGCCCACCUGGUUUAAUUUGUCCUUCCUGCUCCCCGAUCAAAAGAAAAGCGCAACCAAGAGCGUAAGUUUUAAUCUGCAGGAUCUCCAGUGAAAGACCUGAAUUCACCUCAAAGGAGACCUUAACAUUAAUCUAUUUUAGGAGUAUAGAGUUCUGAGAGCUUCAGGGAUAUUCUCUGUUUUAAAUAAAGGAUAUUUCAACUAA
This is a messenger RNA of Crotalus tigris (Tiger rattlesnake), 2924 nucleotides long. RefSeq names its product sosondowah ankyrin repeat domain family member D (gene SOWAHD). The transcript is spliced from 2 exons. The record is from RefSeq and is a predicted model, not a curated record. The coding region runs from base 504 to 1526 and encodes 340 amino acids. Gene Ontology annotation, molecular function: protein binding. Lineage: Eukaryota; Metazoa; Chordata; Lepidosauria; Squamata; Viperidae.